AUGCGGUCCGUGCACCUCCGCUCUUGCUGCCCAGGUCGCGACGAGCCCACCGCCGCGCUGCCCCCGCUCUGCAGAAGCCGUCAUUGGCCUGGGUACAAUCUCGACAGGAUACAUGGGAAGCACCAAUGCGUGCUGCUUGCAUGUCAAUCCUGGCAAUUCUUGGGAGGCGACCUGGCACUCGGCGCUGUUUUGUUGGGCUUCCUUGGCGCAUACAUACCGCAGGUGCUCAGGCUCGGCCAAGGCAGUGCAUGGCAGGUCGGUGGCUUUCGCUACUUCGCAAACCGCGGUCAGCAGGCCUUCUCCGAUGCUGCCCACGCGCUGGCCGGAGAGCAUCCAGGGUAUUUUGAGAAUUCGGUGUUCACCUACUUCGACACUUUCGGAGGGAAGGUUCUUCCUGACAUGGGCAGCUACUCUCGCCUUGUGAGGCUCAUUGAUCGAGGCGUCACGGAUGUCUACGAUCACAAGCGCGGCUUAGAGCUCCGCUUACGUGAAUUCGGCUGCCUGAACGUGUUUGCCCCCACAUACUUUUCCCAGCAAGAGGCGUUGCAGGCAACCAGCUCCGAUCCUGAUGCGCUGUUCUUUGCCAAGCUCCCGGAGCAGAGCGGCGGCCGCGGAAUCCGCGUCCUGCGUCGCGAGGACUUGUGUCAAGAUGACCUGCCCUCGGAGUAUGUCAUUCAGCGUGCUGUGCAGGAUCUGGAGUUGAUUGAUGAGCGGAAGUUUGUUAUCCGAUACUUCUUCGUAGUCCACCAAAAGAGCAUUUAUCUCCACGAGCAUGGCGUUGCGAUCGUGCACGGCGAGAGGUACGACCGUUUGAGCACAAACCUUGGUGUACAGGUUCGACAUGAUUGGUACGAUGACAGUUCCGAGACCAACCUGCUUACCUUACAAUCAGUAGAAGAGGCGCCGCGCUGGCGCCAGGCAAUUGCGACAAAGCUUCGCGAGGCCCUUCCAGCACUGAGCCCACUUCUUGAAGCCAGCAGCUCUGACCGCUACACGCUCGUGGGCGGCGAUGCGCUGAUACAAGGUGACGGUGAGGCCAAGCUCAUCGAGUUCAACAUGUACCCCAACCUGUUCUCCGGCUGGGACAUAGUGGACAAGGACGUUUUCACGCCAAUCCUUAAAGAUAUGAUGGAGCUGAUUCUACUUGGAGAGAGAGCUCCUGGCUUUGUUUGGAAGCUGGAUGCUGAUGACUCCAAAGAAAAGGCAAAACGCAGCUUCUAA
Symbiodinium pilosum is the source of this 1221-nucleotide messenger RNA. The record is from the annotation of a GenBank genome assembly. Lineage: Eukaryota; Dinophyceae; Suessiales; Symbiodiniaceae.